AUGCCGCCUUCUGCUCCCUCUCCCUCUUCUGCCCCCCCUCCUCCUGUCUCUCCUUCUCCUUCUCCUCCUGUCUCUCCUCCCCCUCGGGCAUCUCCGUCUCCUCCGUCUCCGUCUCCAGCGGCUCGUCUGUACGAGCUGGCGGCGGAGCGUCAUCCGCCGCGUUGCACGGCGAUUGACAGGAGCGAUUCGCGUCCUCCGGACCAGGAAAUUCGGCGGCACGGGAUGUCUCGGCCUCUGCAGGCGUUUCAGAUUCUCUCUUGGGUCUGUUUCGGCGCCGACAUCCUCAUAUUUUACUUGGUGUUGAUCCCGAGCGUGUCUCUCGCCGUCCAGCUCGCCGGCGGCAUCGUGUUUGGGCUCUGCGCCCUCGUCGUCUUUGCCUGCGGGUGGAUUGCAUCGACAACCGACCCCAUCGAUCCGAUUGCCUUCGAGAGCGGACCGUACUCGCCGGCUCCCGCGCCGGAAGUGCACCCUGACAUGCGCGAGUGCGACGUGUGCGGGUACGUGAACGAACGGAGCAAGCACUGCCGCGUGUGCAACAAGUGCGUCGACGGCUUCGACCACCACUGCAUGUGGAUCAACAACUGCGUGGGAGACAAGAACUACAGGCCGUUCUUCGUGCUCCUUGUCGCGACGGCGCUGAUGACCGCCUUCGUGCUCGUCCUCGCCACCUGGUGCGUGGUGGAGGAGGCAGUCUGGACCCGCCCGGGGGAACGGUGGCGCGACGCGUACGGCUGGUACCACCGUGGUGCGUUCUUCGGCCUCCUCGCGAUCCCGAUCGUCCUCAACCUGCCGCUGAUCGCCCUCGUGGGUCAGUUGUUGGCCCUGCACAUCUACCUCGUUCUCCACCACCUCACGACCUUUGAGUACAUCACGCUCCGCGUCCACGAAGAACAAGAAGAACAGGAUCCACAGUCGCCGGGCGGCGAGAAGCAGAAGAAACACCGCAUGUGGGCGGAGUGGAUCGUCAUUGACCGCAAACGCCUCAGGCGCGCGAAGAAGCGCGGCCUCAUGCGAGACCUCAGCGAAGUCAGCCAGUGCACGCCGAUCGCCCCAGUCGAGCGCGUCGCCUCCCGAGAGCUCCGCGACGUCGCGCGAGAAAGCCGCAGUCGUGCCUUGUCUUCGGAAACCCCCAAGGUCUCCGCCAGUGUCUCGGAGGGCCAGGCGCUCCAGCCCGUUGCGCCCUCGCCUGCGCUCCACGACUCGGGCGGUCCGGCGAGCUCUCCAGCGGCGGUGCCGGCUGCGGGACGUAUGGAAGGGGUUCAUGUUUGA
Neospora caninum is the source of this 1269-nucleotide messenger RNA. RefSeq names its product Zinc finger DHHC domain containing 12, related. Lineage: Eukaryota; Apicomplexa; Conoidasida; Eucoccidiorida; Sarcocystidae. Bases 1 to 1269 code for a protein of 422 amino acids. Gene Ontology annotation, biological process: peptidyl-L-cysteine S-palmitoylation; protein targeting to membrane. The record is from RefSeq and is a predicted model, not a curated record. Gene Ontology annotation, molecular function: protein-cysteine S-palmitoyltransferase activity. The transcript has 2 exons. Gene Ontology annotation, cellular component: Golgi apparatus; endoplasmic reticulum.